Messenger RNA from Sinocyclocheilus rhinocerous, 882 nucleotides. RefSeq names its product lymphotoxin-alpha-like. The transcript has 7 exons. The coding region runs from base 181 to 882 and encodes 233 amino acids. The record is from RefSeq and is a predicted model, not a curated record. Gene Ontology annotation, cellular component: membrane. Gene Ontology annotation, molecular function: tumor necrosis factor receptor binding. Gene Ontology annotation, biological process: immune response. Lineage: Eukaryota; Metazoa; Chordata; Actinopteri; Cypriniformes; Cyprinidae.
CUCAGGGUCAGAGGAUGUCAGGUCGCUCUCAGCAGCUCAGAUGAUGCUCGUGUGUUUGCUGUGCUGGCGGUGAGGAUGGACUCUCACACACUGCAGUGAAGGCUUCACACACUCUAUGGAGGAGCUCUGACAGAGGUUUCCCGUCUGAAGCUGUUAGGUCAGUCGUACAGGAGCUGCAGCAUGGCAGACGCAGCUGAGAGCGUGAAUAAAGACAUGAAGGUGUUUGUGGUGGACAGCCAGGCGUUCCCGCCUCAGGUGUCUGUCAGGAGCGACGGCCCGCGGCUCUCCGUCAUCUACCUGCUGCUGGCCGUGGCUCUGCUGGGCGUCUUCAUCGAGGCUGGAUUAAUCUGGCAUCUCUACAGCAGGCCGGCGACAACAUCCGAUAUCCAGAAAGUGGAAUAUAUAAAAGGAGAGAAGUACCCGUUUCCCAGAAGUUCACAAGAUUUUAAUGAAGCUUUGCCUGCGAAACUUCCCAAAGCUGAGAGCAAACCGGCAGCAUUUCUGCAAAUCGCUUCGCCCGCGUCCGGCGGGAACGGUGUCCUGCACUGGAGAGCCGACAGCUUCCCGGUGUUCAUGAGGGGUCUGGAGUACAAGAACAACAGCCUGUACAUCCAGCAGGACGGACACUAUUACAUCUUCUCCAAGAUCGCUCACCUGGAGAACUGCAACUUCUUCAAGCAUCAGGUCAUGCAGUGCACGGAGAGGUACAGCUCACAGGCCAUCGAGCUGAUGCAGAGCUCCAGGUUUAUCUGCGCACCCAAUAAAUCCCAGUGGAGGGGCAACAGCUACCUGGGAGGCAUCUUCCAGCUGUUUAAAGAUGUGGCAGAAGAGAUCCGCAGAGCUGCCUUCAGCAGAGACUCCGCUGCAGAUCUGCUCGGAUGA